AUGUACCCUGCAAUUGUUAAGGAGUACCGCAAAACGGUGCUGCAACGACUCGACGUUCACAUUCGUGGCACAUCCCGUGACAUCGACAAGCUUCCGGGCGAUCUGAAAUCCUCCUCUCGCGUUUCACUGGUGCAGAGUGGACCACAUGACCGCGAGGCCCUGCGGAACUUGCAAACUCGAUCGGGGCGAUUUGGUAGUCAAGAAUUUCGCAGAGGACGUCGAGGCAUACCUGGACACAAAGGCCACCGUCCGGAGUGUGCAUAUCCUCAUUGGUAUCUCAUGGAGACCUUCCUCGACCUCUUUGGUGUCUGGAAUCCGGAAGAAAACGAGGUCAACUAUUGGGGUACUGGAAACGACAAAUGGGAUCUUACCUCGUAUCAGACAGCAGUCGAAUACAUCGCUGCUGUGGCUCUUGAUCCGAAUGCGACCGGCUUUCUCAGAUGGCCUGCCCUGAAAUCCAAUGGGCCUUUAACCGACAUAGCCGAGAAGUUGGAUCGCAUCGGCAACGCUGAAAACACCCAAACGUAA
Molecule: messenger RNA, 528 nt
Organism: Chaetomium fimeti
Lineage: Eukaryota; Fungi; Ascomycota; Sordariomycetes; Sordariales; Chaetomiaceae
Exons: 4
Coding region: 1-528 (175 amino acids)
Source: RefSeq, a predicted model, not a curated record